CUUGUUGACCGCAUUCAUACUUCUUCUACUCUGUUCAUCGACUGUUGUUUUUCUUUAUUCCUGUUCUCUCCCACCUUUUGAUCUGCACUUCUCUCUCCCCAAACCCUUUGCUUACAUUAACACUUCACCAAGUGCUAGUCUUACUUCUCUCACACAACCACUUUUUAACUCGCGAGAUAAAGCUUCCAUCUCAUUGUUUUCCUCUUUGUGUCGCCUCCUCAGUGUUCAAUCUGCUUAUAAUCCUUCUAUCUACAUCUACUGCUUGUGAUAGCCUUGCUAAGUCAAAGAUCUCUUGCUUAUUAAAAGCAGGCUAUCUCAGAAUGGCAGUGCCUCCUCCCUCUGAAGGGGUCAGGGAGAUAGAAGACUCGCAUCUUCAUGAGUCUGAGGCCUCGUCCUCUACUCACGCGGACCAGGGCAUUGACCCGUUUGAAAAGCCAGAGCCCUCGACUGCCGACAUUGAAAAUGUCGAGACUGUGGAAGCUGUCGAAGAAAAGCCUGUGCCUUCGAGGGCGGACAAGGUCAUCAAGGAGGCGGACUGUUACGAUGAGCUGGGGUACUCCUGGCCGUCGUGGAAAAAGUGGACAAUCAUCAGCGUGAUCUUCCUUGUCCAGACUUCCAUGAACUUCAACACCAGUCUGUAUUCCAAUGCUCUGACUGGCAUCUCCGAAGAGUAUGGAGUUAGUAUGCAGGCUGCUCGUUGCGGUGCCAUGAUCUUCCUCGUCACUUAUGCCUUUGGCUGCGAACUCUGGGCUCCCUGGAGCGAGGAACUCGGACGCAAGCCGAUUCUCCAGGCAAGUCUGUUUCUCGUCAAUGCUUUCCAACUUCCUGUGGCUCUUGCUCCCAACUUUGCCUCCAUCAUGGUGGGUCGCGCCCUGGGUGGUCUGAGUUCUGCCGGUGGCUCCGUCACGCUGGGAAUGAUUGCCGAUCUAUGGGAGGCAGAUGAUCAGCAGUACGCCGUGGCCUGUGUCGUCUUUUCUUCUGUUGCAGGCUCCGUCAUUGGACCUGUUGUCGGUGGAUUCGUCGAAGAAUACCUGCCUUGGCGCUGGAACAUCUGGAUUCAGUUGAUCUUUGGAGGAGCUGUUCAGCUCGCUCACCUAAUCUGUGUUCCGGAGACUCGCACGACGAUCUUGAUGGACAGAAUUGCCAAGAGAAGAAGAAAGAAUGGAGAGGAUAUAUGGGGCCCUAACGAGGUGCUUGAGUUCCGGGAGCGGUUUGCAAUGCGGGAAAUUCUCUCCACCUGGAUCCGCCCCUUCAAGAUGUUCUUGACUGAGCCCAUCGUCCUGUCUCUGUCUUUGUUGAGUGGCUUCAGCGACGCUCUGAUCUUUAUGUUCAUCCAGUCGUUCGGUCUUGUUUACAAGCAGUGGGGCUUUGGCACGGUUGAACUCGGCUUGUCGUUUUUACCCAUCCUAGUUGGGUACUUCAUAGCAUGGAUAUCUUUUAUCCCAGUCAUUAAACGAAACGUCAAAGAGCGACGCGCUAAGCCUCAUGACGAACGGGCUCAAUACGAGUCUCGCCUAUGGUGGCUUCUUUACACUGCUCCUUGCCUGCCCAUCGGGUUGAUUGGUUUCGCUUGGACCAGCCAGGGUCCUCCCGUCCACUGGAUUGGUACCAUGGUUUUCUCAGCCAUUGUCGGCAUUGCCAACUACAGCAUUUACAUGGCGACGAUUGACUACAUGGUCUGUGCCUAUGGUCCUUACUCUGCUUCGGCAACCGGUGGAAAUGGCUGGUCUCGAGACUUCUUGGCUGGUGUUCUUACCAUUCCUGCCACACCUUUCUUCGAGAACAUUGGCGGCAAGCGUCAUCUUGAGUACGCAUCUACGAUUUUGUGUAAGUCUUUAAUCUGUUUGUACAGCAUGCCAGGGACAGAGACUGAUCUUGACUUUCUUUAGUCUGCAUCUCAUUCGUCCUCGUCAUUGCGGUCUAUGUCAUCUACUGGUGCGGUCCUUACCUCCGCCAGCGCUCUACAUUCGCCCAACAGCUGUCGGUUGCUCGCCACGAUAUCGAAGUCGAACUCAAUGUCAGACAGUUGUCUAGAAUUCCCACUGGCU
Messenger RNA from Aspergillus novofumigatus IBT 16806, 2048 nucleotides. Its product is annotated as putative MFS multidrug transporter. Gene Ontology annotation, molecular function: transmembrane transporter activity. Gene Ontology annotation, biological process: transmembrane transport. Lineage: Eukaryota; Fungi; Ascomycota; Eurotiomycetes; Eurotiales; Aspergillaceae. The record is from RefSeq and is a predicted model, not a curated record. The coding region runs from base 321 to 1889 and encodes 522 amino acids. The transcript is spliced from 3 exons.